Molecule: messenger RNA, 414 nt
Organism: Penicillium soppii
Lineage: Eukaryota; Fungi; Ascomycota; Eurotiomycetes; Eurotiales; Aspergillaceae
Exons: 2
Coding region: 1-414 (137 amino acids)
Source: RefSeq, a predicted model, not a curated record
AUGACUAGCUCCCUAUUUACACUAUACUCGGCUCCACUGUUUCGCUCCCAGCACCGAAGUCUCGAUGAACAUCUCACCCUGAUCGCUAUGGAACAGCUUUCCGCGAGAAUGGCUGAAAUUUCGGAUUACUUCUUGGGCGUCGCUCAAGACGAAAACAAGCGCUUUAUGCUAUCGCCUUUCGUGCCGUAUGCAUUGUACCAGACCGCAGUUAUAGAAUCGCGACUGUGGAAGCAAAAGGGUGAAUCACAACACAAGGAAAGAGCAUACAGAAUGGUGGAACUACUCCGAUAUUUUAGUAACCGCUGGGCUAUUGCCGAGAAGUACAUAACCGUACUGGACUCCCCUCAUCCACCGGUGACCCUACCAGCGCAGGAAUUUUACAUCAGCGAGGAGGCCCAUGUACAUGAGCCUUAG